CCCUGAAGCGCAGUCACACACUUCCUCGUCGCUGUGUUGACAAACAAAUCACAUUUCAUUAGUUUUGUUUCAAACGAGGCUUUGUUUGAAAUCUUAAUUUAGUAGCUUUUCUGUUUUUAAUUUACACGAUGACAAAUGUAUGAUUCCGCUGGUAAGGGCACUGAUGGAUUAUAUAAUAUGGUUUACCACCACAGUCAUCACAAAUGUAAUUUUGUCUGUCUCAGCCUUGCAUGCUGCUCAUCAGCUCUUCAAGGACCACAGAGCUUCCGCACUGGGCUUUCUCUUGAUCGGCUGCUCCUCUCUAAUUUCAGUCUUUUCUCCCAGUAACCAAUCAGUCAUAUCACUCCUGAAGGAUCUAGAAUGGGCAGGUGAAACACUUGGACCAGCACUCUCUACCUUUGAAUUCUUGUGGCUUAGUGAGGACCACUUCACUGCCCAUGUCCUCCUGAUUGGCUCCUCCUCUCUCCUAAUACUCUCUGAUUGGCUAUCACAAGAUGGGUUGAUGAUCAUGUCAUGCUGCCUGGCCUUUUCCUCCCUUUCCUGUUCACUGACAGUGUGUGCAUUUGCUGAAAAUGCAGUAGGGGCAGUAGGAAGUGUCGCACUCAGUCUCCCUUUAUUAGUGUCCCCAAGGAGCAGAUCUAAAUCCCCUGAGGUUACAAAAGGACUUCUCAGCUGGAUCCUUAAAAUCAUCAUGGCAUUAGGAUGCUGGACCACUAGGAAGGCCCUUAAUAAAUACCUGCUUGAUUUAAAAGGUUGGGACUGAACCAUGUCAUCUUUCAUAGUGGGAUUUAACAUACUUGAAAACAAUGUGUUUCUGAAGACAACGGAGAACCACAAAGUGCUACUUCUUUACUCUCAGGUGUUUAGCAGUAUAGAUUAUGCACUAUGUGUACUUCUGUAGUUAAAUGCCUGCUAUUUGCUCUUUAGAGCUAAUAUCAUGGUAAACUUACAUUAUGGUUUAUAAUAUGCCUACUCAAACCUGAGGUUGUUAGCAUCUGUAAUAAUAUGAUUAUAGAGUUUUGUUAUGACAUAUUAAAUCCAGUGCAGUUAACUUGAGGCCUUGUAAAAUGCCUGUGCAUUGAAUAAUUGUUUUAGCAUCACUAAAAAUGUCAUCCUUUGUAAAGAGAGAAUGGGACUCUGUCUAAACAGACAAAGUAUUCUCAGUUCUGCAGGGCACCAUUCAGCUGUGAAAACAAUGAAGCACAUUGAAAGGACUCAUCAAUGAUCAGUACACUGUAACAAUUUAUUUGUGUCCAUUAUUUGAGUUUUUAUCUAAACUAGCAGGUUUAAUGAAUAUACAAACUACCAUUGGCUUUAGACUCGCAGUCCCCUGGACUGUUUGAAAACAUGUCAAAUAACUACUUAAUUCUUCUUAAAAUGUUUUGGGGACUGUAGCUAAUGCCUAAUGUGUCCUUAGACAUUUCUUUUAACAACAUCAAGAUGUAAGGUAUAAAUUCAUGUGAAUGUAUAAGGGAAAGUGUUUAUCUUAGGUCCUGUGACCAUUUAUUUUGUUUUUCAUAAAUUUUUAUUGGUCUUUUGGCUUUACUACUUUAUUUUAAAUGUUCCUGCAGUGUGAUAGAUUAUUUUUUACAAUUAAAAUGUUUUAUGCAGUCUCUCAAUUAAUAUGAUGACAUAAAAGCUCAAUGCAUAAUAAUUAUUACAAAUUUGCUAAAUGCUCAUUUCAAAUGUUUUAGAUGGAGCAUAGCAUGUCACACUGGAGGACAUGCCAACUUCCUAAAAGUAUUUCAUAUCAACUACCCUUUUACAAACCAUGAAAUAUAUAUAUACAGUAUGUAUAUAUAUAUAUAUAUAUAUAU
Xyrauchen texanus (razorback sucker) is the source of this 1817-nucleotide messenger RNA. RefSeq lists its product as uncharacterized. The coding region runs from base 140 to 763 and encodes 207 amino acids. The transcript is spliced from 3 exons. Lineage: Eukaryota; Metazoa; Chordata; Actinopteri; Cypriniformes; Catostomidae. The record is from RefSeq and is a predicted model, not a curated record.